GGGAGCAGGAGGCCACGGAGCAGCCCAGGCCGCCUGCGCCCCAUGGCCCAGCCCCGCUCUGCCCAGUUGCACGGGGACGCGGAUGGCUUCCGGGCCGCCCUGGCCAGCCUGGUAGACAGCCCGCGGUUCAGUGACGUGACCUUCCUCGUGGGCCGGGAGAGGCGCGAGGUGUUCGCCCACCGCUGCAUCCUCGCCUGCCGCUGCCCCGGGCUCCGGGGGCUCCUGGACAGCCCCCCAUCGGCCCCCAUUGCCCUCAGCAGCGCCCAGCCCGAAGCCUUCCUGGCCGUGCUUGAGUUCCUGUACACCAACCGUGUGCACCUCACCAGCGUCACCGCCCUGGAGGUGCUGGCCUCGUCCGUGGAGUACGGGCUGGACGACCUGCGGCAGCUGUGCGUGGAGUUUGUGAUGGGCACGCUCAGCGUGGAGACGGCCUGCGAGGCCCUGCAGGCGGGGGUGACCUGCGGGCAGGCGGAUCUGCAGCAGCGCUGCUUGGCCUUCAUCGAGGACAACACCCAGGCCGUGGUGGGCACGCGAGGCUUCCAUGAGCUGUCGGAGGCGGCGCUGGUCCCGGUGCUCCGCAGCGACCGUCUGACCAUCGAUGAGACCGACCUCAUCGCCGCCGUGAGGGGCUGGGCCCGCGUCAGCGCCCAGGCGGUGUUCGGGUGCCCCGUGGCAGCCGUGGCGGAUGGGCCGACCCGGGAGCUGCGCCUGCCCCUGCUGGCCCCUGGCGAGCUGGCCGCGCUGGAGAGCCAGAACCAGCGGGACCCUCUGCUGCCGGUGAGACCCCUGCCCCAUCCGUCCCCGUGUCCAGCUACGCUUCCCGGGCAGGCGCCAUCCCUCUGUGCCCAUCACUGUGGCCUCAGGCCUGGCUCCCCCGGGGGGUGCCCUGAUGCCCUCCUGAGCCAUGCUGGGGGCCAGGGGAGGCACAUGGGGGGGCUCCCCUGAGCUCGUGGGCCCCGGGCACCCCCCCAUGGCUAAGCCCCAUCCUUUGCCCGGCAGAUGGAGAGCGUGGCUGAGGCUUGGCGCUGCCAUGCGCUGCAGGGCAAUGGGGGGGCCCCGGCACAGCUGUGCCGUCCCCGCCGCGGCA
Gavialis gangeticus (Gharial) is the source of this 1087-nucleotide messenger RNA. RefSeq names its product BTB domain containing 19 (gene BTBD19). NCBI's taxonomy places the organism in Eukaryota, Metazoa, Chordata, Crocodylia, Gavialidae. Bases 43 to 945 code for a protein of 300 amino acids. The transcript is spliced from 7 exons. The record is from RefSeq and is a predicted model, not a curated record. Gene Ontology annotation, molecular function: protein binding.